UCGACCGAGACGCUAAUACGAUGUUUCACAGCUCCAGACGAACGGUUGUUUUCUGUGUUGGACUCCUCAUGUUGAGUCUCUCUGACGUUAAAGCCGUACAGAAGAAAAUCUGCGAUGUUGGCCUGAAAAUCCCAGAAAAUUUACACGGGGCCGAGGCAGAGAUGCUGGGGGGGAACGGCAACAUCAACAACCGCUCGCUCUCCGCGUGGAACUGGACUCCACACACCAGCUCCCACCGCAUCCCAGGGGUCAUCUUCGAGGCUGAGUGUGAAACGCAGUACUGCACUGACCCCAACAACAACAUGCAGACGGAGCUGAACUCAGUGCCCAUCUACCACUACAUUAUGGUGCUGCACCAGGACAAACAGGACAGGAAGUGCUUCACAGCGUCUUAUCAGAAAGUAGCCGUGGGCUGCACGUGUGUCAGAGCCAAAUCAUCAUGA
Molecule: messenger RNA, 443 nt
Organism: Colossoma macropomum (tambaqui)
Lineage: Eukaryota; Metazoa; Chordata; Actinopteri; Characiformes; Serrasalmidae
Gene: il17a/f2
Product: interleukin 17a/f2
Exons: 3
Coding region: 21-443 (140 amino acids)
Cellular component (GO): extracellular region
Molecular function (GO): cytokine activity
Source: RefSeq, a predicted model, not a curated record